This is a messenger RNA of Oncorhynchus kisutch (coho salmon), 2889 nucleotides long. It is a transcript of the gene cmtm3, whose product is annotated as CKLF-like MARVEL transmembrane domain containing 3. The transcript has 8 exons. Gene Ontology annotation, cellular component: membrane. NCBI's taxonomy places the organism in Eukaryota, Metazoa, Chordata, Actinopteri, Salmoniformes, Salmonidae. The record is from RefSeq and is a predicted model, not a curated record. Bases 1430 to 1951 code for a protein of 173 amino acids.
ACUGAAAGGAAAUAGCUUUUUCAGGAAGCACAAACUCUUAGCUAGUUCUUUGAAAUUUAACAACAUGACAGACGACUGUUCCAAAACAACCAGUAACAUCCCUUCAUUAACCAUGGAGGUUGAUACUGCUUUUCUCCGAUCCUUGAGGGGUGUCCUUAAAUUAGUAGAGAUGGGGACUAUGUUUGUAGCAUUUGUGUGUUUUGCGGUAGCAUCCAGGCCCAAAUACAUUGCAGCUACAUGCAUGGAGUUUGUGAUCACAUUCUCCCUGCUUCUGCUGUACACGCUGAAGUUGAACAAGAAGCUGACUCUGUUCUUCUGGCCUCUCGUUGAUUUGUUCAACUCACUGUUUGCAGCAGUCUUCAUACUUAUCCUGAGUCUGAUAGCAGUGUCCACUUACACAGUGACAGGGACCCUGGGUGGAGGGAUAGUGGGUUUCAUAGCAACAGGCCUGUGGUGUGUGGAUGGCUACAUGAUUUUCAAGAGGGUCACAUUCAAUCAACCAAGAACAGCAGCAACUGGCACUGUGAAGUGAAGACACCACAAUUGUCUCCUCCCAUGCUCACUCUCUUAUGUCAGUCUUUCCAUGUAUAGUGUAGGUUUAAAGGGGCAAUCAGCAGUUGAAACAAUAACAAAGCUUGGCCCCGGCCCGUUUUGGUAAAAACCUGAAGGAUAUGUGGAUGGAGAAAUGUUCAUAGACAGAGCAAUGUAUGCAAGGACUGACCAUCAAUGAUAUCAACAUGAUAGUUUUAACCAUGUUUCGAGGCUAUAUAGUGUUUGUUUACAUUUUGUUUGUUUACAAUUAUUGGAGUAAAACAAGCUUAUAUUUUGGGUUCUGAUGCUGUAUGACAGUUGAACUAAGCUCAUGGGGAAUUUAUAUAUGUGUACAUAACAUGAAUUUCUAAAUAAAAAAAUGGAUGUAUCAACUGCAGAUUGCCCCUUUGUUUGUAUAGCUUAAUCCAUGCAACAACACAAUUAUCAUGUAUAUAAAAUAAGUACACCUUUGAAACCUAGGCCUGUAUAAUGUUUUGAACAAUGUCAGGUUACGUGUAGGCCUACCUAGUCUAUUUCUGCUUUAUUCUAAAGUAAUGUUUCUAUUGCAUUUUGAGCUGUUUAUGACGUUCCCAUAAAGUUAAAACAUAUUAUUUAUAAAACUCGAGGGAUACAGCACAACAAUUUUAACAAAUACAUUACAGUAUUUUAGUUUUGACGCAUAUUAGCAUGCACAUAGCCCAGUCCGCCCAGCAUAAGGGUCCAACAUUUCUAGAAUGCAGAUGUUGAGCUUUUGUGAACUACGUUUUCGCACUGUCAUUAUUUCCGUUUCCACUUUAAGAAGCAACACGCUUUUUCGAGGCUUCUCAUUUUCCACUCUCUCAACUCUUCCAGCCCACUGGAUCUGUAACCAUUACUGAACUCAAACGUUAUCUUUGCAAUGGGGGACAUCGAAGCUCCCGAUACGACUGGACCGAGCCAAAGUGUCCUUCAAACUAUUCUCCCAAUCGCCAAAGAAUUCGCAUCUUCAAGGAAAGGACAACUUCUUAUUGCAGAAGUGGCUCUGUCCCUCAUCGCGUUCAUCUGUUUUGUUGCGUCCACGGCAGCAGCCUUUGUCACAGCACCCCUGAUUGAGUUCCUGGCUGCCCUCUUCCUCCUUUUUGCCUAUUCCACCAAAUUCAAUGAGCGAUUUAAGGGAUUCCACUUUCCCCUCAUGGAUUUUCUGCGCUGUGUCAGUGCGUCCAUCAUCUUUUUUAUCAUCUCCAUAAUAUCAGUUUCCAAGUUCACCGACGGGGCCUCUAAAGCAGCAGGGGUGUUCGGGUUCAUUGCCACCAUUGUUUUUGCGCUAGAUUUCUACUUCAUCUUUAAUGACCUGGCUAAUUUCCUCAAACAAGGAGGGGACUCGGGUGACGACCCACCAAGAACCUCAGAGUACAACGACUCAGACUCUGACUCAGACUGAAGAGAUUCUACCCCAGGGACCGUGUGUGUGUGUCCAAUCUACCAUGCCUGGCAGGAAGACAGCCAUACUGCAGACAUCAACAUUUUCCUGAAGGAUUCACAUUUAAUUUGAAACUGAUGUGAAAACAGGUUUCCAAUCUGUUUUUAGCGCUUUGGAAUGCUGACACAUACAAUGAUCAGUUACAGUAUUAUUUUCCAAAUGCUCUAAAAUUGCCCAAACUCUGAAAUACAUUUCUGAAGCUGGGAAUGAACUGUGGUAGUGUUGGUGAUGGCUAUUGGUUUACAGUUGCUCAGCCUCCAUAAUGCCAAGAGGAGCAUGGGGAACAAAUGCAGAUGACACUACAUUUAAAUGGAAGAAUCUGGAGAAAUUCCCUAUGUUUUUAUAAGGUUUACAUAAUUGAAAAGAUUGGCAGCUGGUUGGCUGGUUACACCAUCUGUCCAAUCAUCAUACUGGCUUUGCUUGAUUUUUCCAUUUCUGGUAACCUUUAUUGAAAAUGUUCCUAUAUCUGAUGUGAUAUCCUUGCAUUACAAUCAUUUUGUGACAGAUCCAUGUUCACCGAGCUGAAAAGACUUACUGUGCAUGGCACUUAGCGACUCUUACCGGACUGCCCAAAUGGCCACUUCCUGUUUGAAUUUGGAUUUGUCCGCGGAAUGUUUUCUUUUCUACCAAUUCCGAAAACUUUUGAUAAUGGAAAAGCACUGAGACUUUUGUGAUUGUGUUUUGAAAAGUAAACUGCAAAUGUGGUAGGACUGCAUUUAUUGAUAAAUGGUACACCAAAAUGUUUUCCUAUUUAAAAUGGUUCCUAUUAAGGUUUUCUUACCAGGUUUGUACAUCAAACAUUUAUCAAUUUGCAGGUCAUGUAAAGAAAAGAAGAAAGGAAUCAGUUGAUUUUCAGCCAGUGUAAGCUUUACUUUGUUUAAUAAAAUAUUAAGACAACA